AAAAAUCUAAUACGAGGACAUGUCUGGCAAAAUGGUCGUGGAUGAACCAAAACCAAAGGUUCCACCCAAGAAAUUCACAGUUGAGAACAAUGUCUACAAGGGAGAGGUGGUGCCUCUUUCGAGCGAUUACAAGGGCCUCGGGGAACUGAUAUGGAAGAGCAUCAAUAAAUACAAAAAUAACAUCGCGCAUGUGGACGCGCAAACAGACAAAGUUGUCACAUACGCGGAACUGCAAAAUAAAGUUGUGAGAUGCGCAUUAUGGCUUCAGGAGCAUGGAAUUAAAUCCGGCGACGUUAUCAGUAUAUGCUCAAAAAAUCAUCUCGAUUCCAUCGUACCCUGCUUGGCGGCCACUUACAUUAAUGCGAUCUUCAAUCCGUGGAACGAGGAUAUGAACUUGCACACGGCGUAUGAUGUACUGGAGCAGACGAUGCCAAAAGUGAUUUUCUGCACGAAAAAACCUGUGGACAUAAUCUUGACGGCGAUUAAGGACAAGAACUGCAGCCCUAUCGUGGUGGUGUACGGCGAUCAUCCCGGCACGACUCCAUUUUUCGACGUGUUAAGCGGCUAUAGCGACGCACAGGUGGCGAAUUUCCGGUAUCUCGAGCUCGAUGACAUCAAAAAAACGGCCUGCAUACUGCAUACAUCAGGUACCACAGGAAUGCCGAAGGGUGCCGAGCUCUCCAACUACAGCUUGCUAAUAUCAGUCCAAGACGGCAACAAGGCCGACGAAAUAGCACUGUGGUUCUCCUCUCUUUACUGGAUCACUGGGGUGGUGAUGAACAUACAAUCGAUCAUGAAUGGCGUCAAAGUGAUCAUCUACCCGCAUUUCGACGAGGAGAUGACCUGUCAGCUAAUAGAGAAGUACAAGGUAGAAUGGUUGUUCUUGGGUACUAGCAUGGUCAAUCGUUUCUUAAAGGCCGGAUUUGCGGCGAAAUAUCCGCUAUCGUCUCUAAAAGUUAUACUUUCCGGCGGCGCGAUUCUCAAGGCGAAAGCGCAAGAGGAAUUGAAACGUGUUUUACCGCAGGUUCAAGUACUACAAUCUUAUGGAAUGACGGAAGCUGGUGGGUUAAUUACGAGGCAGUUCUCACGGCACAAGAUGGGAUCUUGUGGGACAGUAAUACCAAACCAUGAAAUAAAAAUCGUGGAUUUGGACAACGGCGAGACUUUGGGCCCGAAUCAGACGGGAGGGAUAUGUAUAAAAUCCGCAAAUGUAAUGACCGGUUACUACAGGAAUCCCGAAGCAACGAAAGAGAUGUUUGAUGCGGAAGGGUGGUUGCAUUCGGGUGAUAUCGGUUACAUCGACGCGGACGGCGAGCUGUACGUUUCGGACAGGUUGAAGUAUAUCAUGAAAUAUAGAGAAUAUCAAAUCUCGCCUGCAGAGAUCGAAAUCUUGUUGCACACGCAUCCCGGGGUGCUGGAGGUCGCUGUAAUGGGAGUGCCUCAUCCAAUCGACGAUGAACAUCCGGUUGCAUUCGUCACCAUUAAACCCGGGUUUACGGUGACGGAGAAAGAGUUGGUCGACUUGGUAGCGAACAACAUGACGGACAUUUUCAAGCUGCGUGCUGGAGUGGUGUUCUUGGACGCUUUCCCAUACACUGGUACUGGGAAAAUCGCUAAGGUAGAGUUGAAGGCAAUGGCUAAGAAGCUAGCCGUGGAAGAGGCUGAUGAUUUCUCUCAGUGUAUCCUGAGACGACUUUUUCUUAUACAUUAUCCGGCUAAUUAUCUGUUCGAUUUCCGGAACGCAGGAAUGAGCAAGUUUUGCGGUAUCUACACGCUGCAAAGACAAGGCGAUAAGAUCGGUUCCAGCAGUUAUGAAGAACAUGCAGCUGAAGGUUGGCAAGUUCUUGUGGAAAAUGCCUACAUAGUGACGGGAUACUACGAGAAUAUUCAAGCUAUCAAAGAGACGAUCAAGGAGAUCAAGAUCAAGGACUGCUUCUAUCCCACCGAAAUCGAGAGCUAUUCUGCAGUUCAUGAGACUGUUCAUGAGACGCGCAAUUUGACAAUAAACACUCUGUCGCCUUCGGAUCGAAGAUAUCCAGACAGGUACGCGAUCAUUCUGGACGAGAUUACUCCAGUCAUCAGCUGUAUUUUUAUUGAACGAUAUCUCUGGGACAAAAUGGUCGCGGAUGAAUCAAAGCUUCAGCCAAAGAAAUUCACAGUUGAGAACAAUGUCUACAAGGGAGAGGUGACGCCUUUUUUGACCGAAUACAAGGGCCUCGGGGAACUGCUAUGGAAGAGAAUCAACAAAUACAAAAGUAGAAUCGCGCACGUGGACGCGCUAACUGAAAAAGUGGUCACUUAUGCGGAGCUACAAAAUAAAGUUGUGAGAUGUGCAUUAUGGCUUCAGGAGCAAGGAAUCAAAUCUGGCGACAUUAUCAGCAUAUGCUCGAAUAAUCAUCUCGAUUCCAUCGUACCUUGCUUGGCAGCCACUUACAUUAAUGCGAUCUUCAAUCCAUGGAACGAGGAUAUGGACUUGAAUACGACGCAUCACGUGCUGGAGCUGACGAUGCCGAAAGUGAUUUUCUGCACGAAAAAACCUGUGGACAUAAUUUUAAGGGCGAUGAAGGACAAGAACUGCAGCCCUAUCGUGGUGGUGUACGGCGACCAUCCCGGCACGAUUCCGUUCUCCGACGUAUUGAGCGGCUACAGCGCCGCACAGGUGGCGAAUUUCCGGUACCACGAGCUCGACGACAUCAAGAAGACAAGCUGCAUCCUGCACUCGUCCGGUACCACGGGGAUGCCGAAGGGUGUCGAGCUCUCCAACUACUGCUUACUAAUAAUGGCUGAAGAUGAUAGCGUCAACAUAGCCAACUUAAUAGCACUAUGGUUCUCGUCUCUCUACUGGAUAAGUGGGGUGAUGCUGAACAUAAAAUCGAUCGCUCAGGGUGUCGAAGUGAUCAUCUACCCGCAUUUCGACGAGGAGAUGACCUGCCGGCUGAUCGAGAAGUACAAGGUAGCAUGGUUGUUCAUGGGUACCAGCAUGACUAACCGUUUCUUAAAGGCCGGAUUUGCGGAGAAAUAUCCGCUGUCGUCCCUAAAAAUUAUACUUUGCGGCGGCGCGAUUCUCAAGGCGAAAGCGCAAGAGGAAUUGAAACGUGUUUUACCGCAGGUUCAAGUACUACAAGCUUAUGGAAUGACGGAGAGUGGUGGGGUAAUUACGAUGCAGUUCCCAUCGCACAAGACCGGAUCUUGUGGAACAGUAGUCCCAAAUGGCGAAAUAAAAAUCAUAGAUCCGGAUAACGGAAAGACUUUGGGCCCGAAUCAGACGGGAGAGGUAUGCCUGAAAAUAGCAACUAUAAUGAACGGUUACUACAGGAAUCUUGAAGCAACAAAAAACGCGAUUGAUGAGGAUGGGUGGAUGCAUUCGGGUGAUAUCGGUUACAUCGAUGCGGACGGCGAGUUGUACAUUUUGGACAGGCUAAAAGAUCUCAUCAAGUAUAGAGGAUUCCAAAUCUCGCCUGCGGAAGUCGAAGUCUUGUUGCACUCGCAUCCGGGAGUGCUGGAGGUCGCGGUAAUGGGAGUGCCUCAUCCAACCGACGAUGAACAUCCGGUUGCAUAUGUCACCGUUAAACCCGGGUUUACGGUGACAGAGAAAGAGUUGGUCGACUUGGUGGCGAACAACAUGAUGGACGCUUUCAGGCUGCGUGCUGGAGUGGUGUUCUUGGACGCUUUCCCAUACACCGGUUCUGGGAAAAUCUCGAAGAAAGAGUUAAAGGCGAUGGCUAAGAAACUGGCCGUGGAAUAGGCUGAUGAUUAAAUGACCGCCUGCCUAUUCCAUCAUGUAUCUUUUUAUGAUGAUGUGCAAAGCACAAUGUUAUGUAUACAGUGUUACGCAAUCAAUCACUUCGCCUUAAUCGCGUAUUGUGGGUGGAAUAGGUAGACAAGGUUGUUUUUCUGACAGUUCAAAUAUAUUUAUAAUAUAUGUACAUAUUAAGAAGAAUAUUACAGUUUGUCUUUAUAAAAUGUUACAUGUUAUUUUUAAAUAAGGUAUAAUUUCAAUAUAUUAGAAGAAAUAAUUUUUUUUAAAUUAGUCCAGUCUAAACUAGUACUAAAAGUGGUGUCAGAGCGCUUAAUUAAUUAUAUACAAUAAAUUUAAUAAAUAUUACAUGUGAACG
Molecule: messenger RNA, 4115 nt
Organism: Ooceraea biroi (clonal raider ant)
Lineage: Eukaryota; Metazoa; Arthropoda; Insecta; Hymenoptera; Formicidae
Molecular function (GO): calcium ion binding; CoA-ligase activity
Source: RefSeq, a predicted model, not a curated record